AUCAGUUCUCAGACUUCACGCUUCCAAUAAAAAAAAAAUAUACACAAACAAUCCAAAAAAAAUAAAAGAACAACCAGGAAGAAAGUAAUAGAGAGAGAGAACAGACAAACGAAAGGAAGAAACGGCAGAGAGAGGAGAGCGAUGGCCUCAGCCGCAGAGCCAGGCCUAUGGGCGGGCGAGGUGGAACAUAGGCCUAUACAAGCGACGCCCGUCAUUCUGCACUGUGACCUCCAGCGACCUGACUUCACGGACUAUCUGGGCAGCGGGUUCAAGAUCAGAGUGAGCAAAUGCACCCCUAGAGACAGCGUUAUCCUGCCAACGUGUGGUGUGGCUGUCCUCAUCAUCUACUUGUCCCGGAUUUCCACCCCAUCUGCACCCGCAUCCACUUCUUCAGGCGAGGAGGGAGCGGCCGUGAAGGAAUCGCUGGAGGAGGUUAUCGAAAGAAUUAAAGCAUUCACCAGCCAGCACAAAGUGGGGAUCCUGGUGCUCGUUGGGUCGGUGUUCGGAGAGGAGGAAGUGGGCGGAGUCAUCGCGACGAUCCAGAGGAAGCUUUUGCCACGCCCACCGCCCGUGCUGCCCGCCCACGGAGAUGCACAAGCAGCCGCCCACAUACAGACGCUGGCUAAGGCCACGCAACCGGAUACGAGACGUGUGGUGCAGGAGCGCAUGGAAGGAAUCCUGCAGGAGGCCACGUCGCAGGAUUUCGGGGUCAUCUUAGCCCGGUCCAUGGGGCUCAGCCUGCAUCAAGCCUCAGUGCUGUUGGACACCUUCGGAUCGCUGGGCGCCGUUGCUCAAGCUUCCGCCGUCGAGAUCCACCGGAGGACCCCUCUCGACGCCGCCACCGCAGCCUCCGUGGCCGCCUUCUUCGCUAGGGACACGGUCACACUCUAGCAGGAGAGUGGGAGGGUAGGGCGUGGUUGCUGUGUAGGGUAGGGACGCUGUAGGGGAGUUUUUUUUCUGUCUCUCUCUCUUUCUCUCUCUCUCUCUCUCUCUCUCUCUCUCUCUCUCUCUCUCUCUCUCUCUCUCUCUCUCUCUCUCUCUCUCUCUCUCUCUCUCUCCUUCUCCCCGUUCCUUUACAUUUCUUUCCCCUCUCCUUCUCCCUCUCCUCUUUUUUUUUCUAAAGGGGCUGGGGUUGAGGUCAAGGGAAGAAAAUUGUAAGGGAAGAAACUAGGCACUUUAUAAGGUUGAGGAAAUGUGUCACUAAUUGAGAUUUUCGUGUGCGAGAUAAAAUGAAGCAAAUGGAUUGAUCUUUAUAUUUUUUUCUUUAUUUCCUCUUAUAUUUGUUUCUGUUUUUUUUAUUUUAGUUUUCUCCUCCUUCGUGGUUUAUUCUUUCUCCGCUUUUGUGCUCUUCUUUGGUAUCGCUGUGUUUCUCUCCCCUCUUCAUUUCUCUUUUUUUUCCUUCCUUCUUUCUCUAUUUUCGUAUCUUUCCAUCGUGAUCCUUCCUUCUCCUCCUUACUUCUUCUAUCACCCUUUUUGGGGGGUUAAGAAUGGAGUGUAACUUUUUAAAUGGCGGUGAUAAUUUCAUGUGUUAUGAAUGAAUCUCGAGUUAAAUAUUGAUGUAUUUUUUCCCUGAUUUUACGACAGGAAUUCACUGAUAGAAAAAUCAACUAUUUUUUAAAACUUCUUUCUCAUUGUUAUUUCCUACAUAUUUAUGUAUCUUUUCUUUUUAUUCCUACCAAGUUAACGGUUUAUUUCUAAUGUGUGUAUCAACAUUUCGUCUUAUGGUAUUUUUUUCUCAAUAAAAUUUUUGUUUGCGAUAUGCAACAUGUUUCACAUAUUGCCCUAAAUGUUUCUUGUUUAUUCUUUCUUAAGUCAUUUAUCGUGAAUUCAUAUAAUGUUUGUUUUUUUGUUGUUUGUUUAUUUGCAAUACAAUGCAUUUGGAAUUUGGUUUGUGUUGAAUGAGUGAUACGAUUUUUUUAUGUUGUAUUCACGUUACGACACUGAUGGAUAUGUACUGUAUGCCAUUUUUUGGAAAUUAAACUUUAUCUGGACGUAA
Messenger RNA from Penaeus chinensis, 1996 nucleotides. RefSeq lists its product as uncharacterized. The record is from RefSeq and is a predicted model, not a curated record. The coding region runs from base 142 to 891 and encodes 249 amino acids. The transcript has 5 exons. Gene Ontology annotation, biological process: synaptonemal complex assembly; reciprocal meiotic recombination. Gene Ontology annotation, cellular component: chromosome. NCBI's taxonomy places the organism in Eukaryota, Metazoa, Arthropoda, Malacostraca, Decapoda, Penaeidae.